GUGGCUCUCCCAAGGAAUAUGGCGAACAGAGCAAUGCAUGUAUCGUUUGCAGUAAUAGAUACAGCCAACUCCAUUUGCGUGUUGUGUUUUUCUCUUCUAAUUGCGUACACAGGCUCCGUAACCGCAAAUAGUCAGAAUGUGUUUAGUGCAAGUCAGACGGCGACUGUACCCAUUGCCGCCGCUAGGGACCUACGAUACCUCCUGUAUGAUGUGAACCCACCGGAGGGUUUCAACCUGCGAAGAGAUGUUUAUAUCCGUGUAGCAUCACUGGUGAAAUCUCUGAGGAAAAACGGUGACGACUGGGUGCUCGUGCUUCCCCCCUGGGGUCGCCUAUAUCACUGGCAAAGCCCCAACAUCCACCAGAUCCGCAUGCCUUGGAGCGGGUUUUUUAGUCUUACCAGUUUACAGGCCAAUGUUCCUGUGAUAGAGUAUGAAGAAUUCAUUGCAGAGAAUGGAGGUCCAUUCAUCGAUCAAGUUGUGGUCCUGCAAAAUUACGCAGAGGGAUGGACUGAUGGAAAAUGGGAGGAGAAAGUUGACGUUCGGCCGUGCAUUGACAAGUUGAUGUACAACAAAGAUAAACAGGGCUACUACAGGGGCUGGUUUUGGGGCUUUGAGGAGACAAGAGCUCAUAAUGUAACUUGUAUGUCGGCACAAGGUCAUGCCUCCAUCAUGGUUCCAGUUCUGCAGAAGAACAUUUCUGCGACCUCAAUAAUGCUUGACCGAGCAGAGACUCUCCUCCAUGAUCACUACGCUGGGAAGGAUUACUGGGAUACCCGCCGCAGUAUGGUGUUUGCCAAGCACCUACGACUCAUUGGAGAUGACUUCAGAGCAAAGUACCUCAACUCGACAGAUGAUGGUGACCAUACUGCUUACAAUGAAGACUGGACUCGCAUGAAGACCAAGCUGGGCACCGCCAAAGGUGGCCCCUACCUAGGAGUCCACUUGCGGCGAAAGGAUUUCAUCUGGGGUCACAGAGAGGAUGUACCCAGCCUGAAGGGGGCGGUCAAAAAAAUCCAAAGCCUUUUGAAGAAGCACAAAUUGGACAAAGUGUUUGUGGCAACGGAUGCAGACGAAGAAGAACUGAAGGAGCUCAAGAGGUUGUUGCCCGAGAUGGUGAGAUUUGAACCGUCCAAGGAGGACCUGGAGCUCUUUAAAGAUGGGGGCGUGGCCAUCAUUGAUCAGUGGAUCUGUGCCCAUGCAAGAUUCUUCAUGGGAACAUCAGUGUCCACUUUCUCCUUCCGUAUCCAUGAAGAGCGAGAAAUCCUUGGUUUUAAUCCCAAAACCACUUACAAUCGCUUCUGUGGGGACUCAGAGAAGGAGUGUGAACAGCCGACACACUGGAAAAUAGUUUACUGAUGUCACCUUUUCCUGCAACAGUACACGCAAGUGCCAAAAAACAGUGUUACUCUCAAAGCACAGUAUUACAACUGUUACUAGUUAAGAGGCGUGUAGGAGUUGUGCAAUCAGGUGCCAAACCUUGUAGUAUUUUAAUUUUCAUCACUUCAAUCGGAAAUGUGUUUUAAGCUUCGUGCAGAUCCAAUUUUGGAUUUCUACAUGUUAUUUAUUCUUCAUACCACCAGCAUGACUGAAAAAACUAUGUUUUUAUGUGACUGAAAUUGUAUCUUUAUUUGAGAUUGUUCCAUCAGGACAUUUUAUGAUUUUUCUUGUAAUUGUUUUUCAGCAUGUGGAGUCUGACUUUUUGAAUAUUUUGGUGGCAAUUGUGAUGAGUUUUUUAAUACAGGGUUCCCACGCAUCCUGGAAAA
Messenger RNA from Dunckerocampus dactyliophorus (ringed pipefish), 1763 nucleotides. RefSeq names its product protein O-fucosyltransferase 2 (gene pofut2). Bases 19 to 1356 code for a protein of 445 amino acids. Gene Ontology annotation, biological process: protein O-linked glycosylation via fucose. NCBI's taxonomy places the organism in Eukaryota, Metazoa, Chordata, Actinopteri, Syngnathiformes, Syngnathidae. Gene Ontology annotation, molecular function: peptide-O-fucosyltransferase activity. The record is from RefSeq and is a predicted model, not a curated record. The transcript has 9 exons.